AUGGAUAAUGUGGUGUUUCAAACACAGCUUCAUAAUGGAGUACUAAACACACACAACACAUGUAACUCUUCUGAAAUCAAGCGCCGCCAACCUCCCUCCCUCCGCAUCCGGGCUCUAGACGCGGCACAACCCUUCGAUUACGAAACCCGGCUUUCCGAGCAGUUUGAACAGUCCACCAAGCUCAAGAUUGCCAUAAUUGGGUUCGGCAAUUUCGGCCAAUUUCUGGCCAAAGCGUUCGUCCGGCAGGGCCACACCGUGUUAGCCACCUCCCGCCAAAAUUACAGCUCCACCGCCGAAUCACUGGGUGUUUCCUUCUACUCUGACCCACAUGACCUCUGUGAACAACAUCCAGAUAUCAUCCUCAUCUCCACCGCCAUUCUUUCCUUUGAGAAAGUCCUAAAAUCGCUUCCCAUCCAGCGCCUCAGAAGGAAUACUUUGUUCAUUGACGUUUUAUCAGUUAAGGAAUUCCCCAAGAAGGUAUUUCUCGAAACCCUGCCUAAUCAUUUUGAUAUACUCUGCACCCAUCCUAUGUUUGGCCCUGAGAGUGGGAAGCACAGUUGGAAAGAUCUCCCCUUUGUGUAUGAUAAAGUUAGGAUAGGUUCGGAGGAGUCUAGACAAAUAAGGGUUGAGAAAUUCCUGAAUAUUUUCAAAAAAGAAGGUUGCAGGAUGGAGGAAAUGAGCUGUGCAGACCAUGAUAUGGAUGCUGCUGGUUCACAGUUUAUGACUCACACUGUGGGAAGGGUGUUGGAGAAGAUGCAUUUGGCAACUACGCCUAUUAAUACCAAAGGGUACGAGACAUUGUUGAAUUUAGUGGAAAAUACUUCUAGUGAUAGCUUUGAUUUGUACUAUGGAUUGUUUAUGUACAAUAAGAAUGCAUUGGAGCAAUUGGAGAGGUUGGAUUUAGCUUUCCAGAGUUUGAAGAUGGAGUUGUUUGGGCAUUUGCAUAAGAAAUUGAGGAAACAGAUGUUUGGUGAUGAGGGAGAGGAGGUGAGGAGACCGGUAUUGCUGCAGCUGCCCAGGAACGGAGCCGCAUUACCAGCCCCUUCCUCAGACAUUGGUGAAACUAGUACCAACUAG
Molecule: messenger RNA, 1077 nt
Organism: Oldenlandia corymbosa var. corymbosa
Lineage: Eukaryota; Viridiplantae; Streptophyta; Magnoliopsida; Gentianales; Rubiaceae
Source: the annotation of a GenBank genome assembly